Molecule: messenger RNA, 1299 nt
Organism: Neolamprologus brichardi
Lineage: Eukaryota; Metazoa; Chordata; Actinopteri; Cichliformes; Cichlidae
Source: RefSeq, a predicted model, not a curated record
CUGCAUCAUAGCUGUUCACCAUUUCACUGAGAAGAUGCUACUGUAGAUACAAUCAAAUACGAUCAUUUUUGAUUACUUGUUACUCCAAGGCUGUUGGUCUGCCUGUUCAAAAACACACUUGAUGUGGCCAAAGACAGACUCACUGUAAGGACCAAUGAUAGAUGGUUUAACCCUUAAAGCAGGUAUCAGUAAAAAAAAAAAAAAGAGAGAGAAAAAAAAUUCCCUGUUUUUUCAUAAUUUGUCAUUUGACUGCAGAUAAAAACAGCAUUUGUAGAAGCAGUACAAUAAUAUCAAAUAUUAACACUGUGGCAUUAUGUUUUGUUUUAAAAAAUGCUUAUUUAGAAUUUAAAGCAUUUGACAUGUCUCACAAAAAGUUGGGACAAGGGUGACAAAAUACUUCCAAAGUGUGUAACGCUAAAAAAAAUACAAUGAAGAAACUCACGAAUGCAAAAUGGUUUCAAACAAGCAUCCUAGUGAAGAGGAGUCUUUAGGAAGUAAACAUGGGGAGAAGUUCAUCAUCUUGUGAAAGGAAGAAUAUUUGACAGAAAACACUAAAGAGCCUCAGCGAGUGAUUUUUGGAAUCCUCUGAACGUACACUCAGCACAAUUCUUUGCGUUUGCUGUAAAAACUAACGCGGAGAUGAGACGCAUCCGCCCUGACUGUCCCAUCCUGCUGCCUCUCAACGACUCUGAAAGUCUCAAGUUUAUUCAUGACAUGGUGAAACUCUUCAACAUUAACAUCGCUAAGAAGCAUUACUACAUCUUGCAGGAUGUGGCACGGAUAACAGCUGGGAAAUAUAUGCAUGAAAAUUAUGCUGAGUUUGUCCUUGUGGAGAGUCGUUGCCCAGUGGGCUCUAAAAUCCCAAUUGAGGAAUGCACUCCGCUCUGUCCUGACAGAGCUGAUUAUGCUUACUGCCAGGGAUUUGAGGGCUUUGAAUGUUAUAUUAAUGAUCCAAAGAACACUACUGCACUUGGGCCUGGUGAAGAGGAGCCUGUCUGUGGACAUCAUGAAAGAAGCCAGCCACAUGAUCAUGAACAUGGUCAUGGCUCUCCUCCUACUGGUGGCAAGGGUAAAGGAUCAAUUCACCCCCUACGGCGCUUUCAUCCAUGUCACGGAUUCCUUUUCAAUCCUGACCCAGCUCUCCACCCUAUUUGCCCCUGGCCUCUUCCUCACCGCACACAAAACGAAUCCAGAAUUAGCUGAACAUUGCCAAAUAAAGAACAUGGUUGUUUUGCAUGCAAUGUGCCAAAAUAUAGUGCAUACAAAAUAAACCAUCUAGGUGUUGACUGCUUGAAGCUG